Messenger RNA from Nerophis lumbriciformis (worm pipefish), 1528 nucleotides. Its product is annotated as OTU domain-containing protein 1. Gene Ontology annotation, molecular function: cysteine-type deubiquitinase activity. The record is from RefSeq and is a predicted model, not a curated record. Gene Ontology annotation, biological process: protein K63-linked deubiquitination. Lineage: Eukaryota; Metazoa; Chordata; Actinopteri; Syngnathiformes; Syngnathidae.
CGGGAUUUUACUAUGAAGGCACCCUAAGCGGACAUUGUUGCUUGACAGCCAAACAGAUCCGGUUUCACGUCGGGCUCUAAAAUUAGGGAGGCACCCCGCGUACGGGUGACGCGAGUGGGCUAAAGUGGACCGUGUGUGUCCCCCCCUUUCGCUAACAGGAGGACACUUCCUCUCGAUGACAAGAGGAUAUUUUGGGAGCGUGGCCGUCAUCGCGCCGUGACCGGCGGCUAUAAAGGACCCCCCACCCGCGGUCAUGCAGCUCUUCAACAGCGCCCUGACGCACUACCCGAAGUCGUCCAGCAAACUUGCCAUCACUUUGUCCAGCGACACCGGGACCCCACCUGAGGUAGUCACCCCGCCUCUGACGCACCCAGACGCCGCUGACGAGGACCCGGUGAGAGAGGCUGCAAACAUGCCCGCCUUUUCCUGCUACGAAGCCUCCUCGGCCAGGCCUGUUUACUUCACUUCCACCGCCGAGUUGUUGAUCCGCAGACCGGACGGCGUGGAGAGGGCGGUGCCGGUCCACAUCACCAGGGUGCCCAAGCCUCCUUCCCCUGCCCCUGACGUGAUGGUGGACUUGAUGGAUCAGCUCAGGAAUGAAUCAAACGAAGUUUUCCUGGAGAACCCCGCGCAUGUUUUCUUUGAGAACAGGUGGGAGGAGCCCGCUCAGCUUGAGCAUCCCCAAGAGGUCCAGACUAGUGUCCCGACGGACCAGGGACCGGACUUUGAGUUGAGCGUCCUGCAGGAGAAUCCCCAGAGAGGCGACGAUAAGGUGGCUCGCUACCUUGCCGAGGUCGAGACUCAGAACCAGUACCUCCAGGAGAGGCAGAAGUUCCGGUACCACAUCAUUCCAGACGGCAACUGCCUGUACCGGGCCGUGUGCAAGGCCUCGUACGGCGACCAGGCCCGGCACGGCGAGCUGAGGGAGCGCACGGUCCACCACAUCGCCGACCACCUGGACCAGUUCAACCCAGUCAUCGAGGGCGACGCGGGCGAGUUCCUGAUCAACGCGGCGCAGGACGGCGCCUGGGCCGGGUACCCCGAGCUGCUGGCCAUGAGCCAGAUGCUGGACGUCAACGUCCACCUCACCACGGGGGGCAGCGCCGAGAGCCCCACCGUCUCCACCAUGGUGCACUUCCUGGGCCGGGAGGACGCGUCCAGGCGGGCCGUCUGGCUGAGCUGGCUGAGCAACGGACACUACGACGUCCUCAUGGACUCGCGCCUGGACAACCCCGAGUACGAGGACUGGUGCAGACAUUCUCAGAUGCAGAGGCGGCGGGACGAGGAGCUGGCCAUGUCCAUGGCGGCGUCUCUGUCCAAAAUGUACAUUGAGAAGAACGGAGGAGCAUGAACGCACGAUUCGGCGCCUCAAAGGAUUUAUUUUUGAUACGUGGUAUGACAGUGAGGAAGUGCGACAUUGAUUCUCGGCUAUUUAUUUGCUACUUUAGCUAUUCCGUAAACCGACAACUUAACCUUUUUGUCACCUUUUCUAUCGCUAUUCUCCAAAUAAAGAUGUAAUUUUAUUGUU